This is a messenger RNA of Clonostachys byssicola, 534 nucleotides long. Lineage: Eukaryota; Fungi; Ascomycota; Sordariomycetes; Hypocreales; Bionectriaceae. The record is from the annotation of a GenBank genome assembly.
AUGUUUUCAUUGAACAAACUCCUGGUGUUUGUCAUGCUGGUUAGGGUUACCUUUGCUUCUUGCAAGGGCAACACCGGCCUCACCCAGAUGGUGACCUACGUGAAGCGUCACCCCGACUGGACCCGCGAGAAUUUCUGGGCCUAUUGGCAGACGCAGCAUGCUCCAAAAGUUGUGCCGUUAGCCACUUAUUUCAACAUUACUCGCUAUCAACAGGUCCAGGUUGGAGGCCAGAUCCUUCCCACCAAGCCCGGCAGCGAGACACUCGCCUCCAACGAGCUCGUUGAAUUCGAUGGCAUAGCCAUGUUUCUCUAUGAAUCCCCUGACAUUUUGACUGCGAUGCUGUCCCACCCAUACUAUCUCGAGGUUGUUGAGCCGGACGAGCACAACUUCAUUGAUAAGGAGGCUUACGGCGGAGGAAUGGUCGCCACCUUUGUUGGAACCCAUAUUGAGGCUGUCGACAGAGCAAAGGACGUCUGGGUUGGAAACAGCAAGACUCGUGCGGAGUACCGGGAACUUUUCGCAUCAUAUCUCUAA